Messenger RNA from Oryza brachyantha (malo sina), 1150 nucleotides. RefSeq lists its product as uncharacterized. The coding region runs from base 342 to 878 and encodes 178 amino acids. The transcript is spliced from 2 exons. Lineage: Eukaryota; Viridiplantae; Streptophyta; Magnoliopsida; Poales; Poaceae. The record is from RefSeq and is a predicted model, not a curated record.
AAAAAAGGGGGAGAUAACACCGAAUCUAUUUUACUCCUUGCCCGCCGCGACGCGCAUGGAUAAACGUAUAUAAAUAAACGAGCCGUGCUUUUUUUUCAUUUUAUAUACGUACUCCAGUUUUUAUCUCCUCCGCUCGCGCUCGCGCGCACGUCCUCCGCUACUCGUGCUCGUUCUUAUCCUCGCCAGCUCACGCGCGGUCGCUGUCCUCCUCCUCCUCCUCCACCCUUUAUAUUGUAGCGGCUGCCUUCUUUCCGCCAGUCCACUGCGACGAGGUUAGGUUUGUUGCGUUUGCCUUUUGAUCUGAUCGAUCGUCGGCGGCGUUCGUGGAGGGUUGGAUACACAUGGACGCGUACAUGUGGUGCCGGCGCGGCGGCGGGGCGGCGCCGGCGUGCGAGGAGCAGGAGGAGGACAUAGGGUCGCCGUCCACGUCGGCGAGCUCGGCGCGGUCGUCGGGGUCGUCGUCGGAGCUCGCCGACGACGCGAGCUCCUCGUCUUCCGGCUCGGCGGACCGCCACUUCGAGAUGUCCGAUCUCAUGACGCAGCUCCCGUUCAAGAGGGGGUUGUCGAGGUUCUUCGACGGCAAGUCGCAGUCGUUCGCGUCGCUGGCGGCGGUCGCCUCCCUGGAGGUGGAGGACCUGGCCAAGCCGCCGAGGAAGCGCCUCAAGCCGUCGCAGAGCUGCGGCGGUGGCCUGGACGCGCACCGCGGACGCGUCCUGUCGCCGCGCCGGCAUUGCCCCAAGGCCGCCGGCGCCAGGAAGGCAGCCGCCACCGCCAGGGCCGCGCUCUCGGUGCUCGCCGCUGCGCCGAGGCGGCCGCCGCUGGCAGCGCCGGCGGCGAGGCCGGAGGGAGUGGCCGCUAAGUUUCUCGUCGUUAACUAGGAGUUUGUCCUCCUAACACUAAAAUGGGCACUGUUCGUGUUGUUUGUUGGGUGAGCUUGUAAAUUGUAAUAUAAAUACACGGUUGAGUUGGAUAGUUAGAAUGCUAAAUUAGAAAGCAUGUCUCUUCAGCAUGUUCCGGUUGCAGGAUCAAGUUCUAGCAACCGACCAAGCAAAGAAACUGUCAUUAAGGGCAAAUACUGAAAUUCCCGUCGAUUGCCAGGCAUCAAACCCCACAUUUUGACAACUAUUCUAAAGAGGACGGCCUACUGGAA